GGCAGCACUGCCGCGAAUUCACCACCCUGAAGCAGAAGAGAGGGGAGAAGACGAGUUGGAAAACACAGUGAAAGAGUGCAGAAGAAGUGUGAAAUUGUUGGGAAAUGGCAUCUAAUGGGGCCCAGUUUGAUCCUCUGAGGGACAAGUCCCUGCAGGACUACCGGAAGAAGCUGCUGGAGCACAAGGAGGUGGAGUCGAAGCUGAAAGAGAUGCGAGAGCAGCUGAAGGAGCGCACGAAGCAAUUCGACAAGUCGGAGAAUGAUCUGAAGGCCCUGCAGAGUGUCGGGCAGAUUGUGGGCGAGGUUCUUAAGCAACUCACAGAGGAUAAAUUCAUCGUGAAGGCGACAAAUGGUCCGCGUUACGUUGUGGGUUGUCGUCGUCAGUUGGACAAGACGAAGCUGAAGUCUGGAACGCGAGUGGCGCUGGACAUGACCACUCUGACGAUCAUGAGAUAUCUUCCACGCGAAGUGGAUCCUCUGGUCUACAACAUGUCUCACGAGGAUCCCGGAGAUGUGACGUAUUCGGCCAUCGGUGGUCUGUCUGAGCAGAUUAGAGAAUUGAGGGAAGUCAUCGAGCUGCCUCUGCUCAAUCCUGAGCUCUUCCUCAGAGUGGGAAUCACGCCGCCGAAAGGGUGUCUUCUCUACGGGCCUCCAGGCACUGGGAAAACCCUGCUAGCCAGAGCUGUGGCCUCUCAGUUGGACGCGAACUUCCUCAAAGUCGUCUCCAGUGCGAUUGUGGACAAGUAUAUCGGCGAGAGCGCUCGCUUGAUUCGCGAGAUGUUCAACUACGCCCGAGAUCAUCAGCCGUGCAUCAUCUUCAUGGAUGAGAUCGACGCCAUCGGCGGCAGGCGAUUCUCCGAGGGCACGUCGGCGGAUCGUGAGAUUCAGCGCACGCUCAUGGAGCUGCUCAACCAGAUGGAUGGCUUCGAUUCUCUGGGACAGGUGAAGAUGAUCAUGGCCACCAAUCGUCCGGACACUCUCGAUCCGGCGCUGUUGCGUCCCGGGCGUCUCGACAGGAAGAUCGAGAUUCCACUGCCCAACGAGCAGGCGCGCCUGGAGAUCCUGAAGAUCCACGCGCUGCCCAUCGCGAAGCACGGAGAGAUUGAUUAUGAGGCCGUGGUGAAGCUCUCGGACAACUUCAACGGCGCCGACUUGAGGAAUGUCUGCACCGAAGCUGGUCUCUUCGCGAUCCGCGCCGAGCGGGAGUACGUCAUCCAGGAGGACUUCAUGAAGGCAGUGAGGAAGGUGGCGGACAACAAGAAGCUGGAAAGCAAACUGGACUACAAGCCGGUAUAAUCAAUUCACAAUAAUCACUGCUUAUCUGAUAAAUGAAUAAUAAAGGAGAAAUUUUUAUGAGUAAA
Molecule: messenger RNA, 1360 nt
Organism: Phlebotomus argentipes
Lineage: Eukaryota; Metazoa; Arthropoda; Insecta; Diptera; Psychodidae
Gene: Rpt4
Product: 26S proteasome regulatory subunit 10B
Exons: 3
Coding region: 105-1295 (396 amino acids)
Biological process (GO): positive regulation of RNA polymerase II transcription preinitiation complex assembly
Cellular component (GO): cytosolic proteasome complex; proteasome regulatory particle, base subcomplex
Molecular function (GO): ATP binding; ATP hydrolysis activity; proteasome-activating activity
Source: RefSeq, a predicted model, not a curated record